This is a messenger RNA of Phytophthora sojae, 1701 nucleotides long. RefSeq lists its product as hypothetical. Lineage: Eukaryota; Oomycota; Peronosporomycetes; Peronosporales; Peronosporaceae. The record is from RefSeq and is a predicted model, not a curated record. The transcript is spliced from 2 exons. The coding region runs from base 1 to 1701 and encodes 566 amino acids.
AUGUCUGCGACUGGAGACCAAGAAGUUGCUUCCUUUCGCUGGACGACGACUCACUACCAGCAAGAGCGCGUCAACCGCAUGAAUCGCAAGCGGACGAGUCUUCUCCGGCCUUCCGUCUUUGCUGCGUGCUUGGCGAUUGCAGGUCGUGUGGUGCUGGGCCCGCUCGCGGUGCUGCUCCUGUUUACUGCCACCGACUACCUCGCCGACGCGACAUUCCUCAUUGAGGUGGACCGCAGCUUCUUCCUGUACACGCAGCGCGACUUGUCCAUGGCUGGAAGCUGCACCGACUGCGAGGCGCUCACCAGCUUACCAGGCUUUUCCGCUCUAGUAGGACACCCACCGACGGAAUCGUUGUACGACUUCAGCACUUUGAGCGGUGAGGCCAUCGCGCUCGGAGAGGAACUCGACAACAGCGGUGCAAUUUGCCAGAGUGGCAUCAACGACUGGGGAGCCAUCACCAGCAUCUUGACAGCAACGCCCCAGGAAGUUUUGGACGUCAUCAGGGUGCUCAACCUUAAUGUUCCGCCGCAAACAGUGCAAGAGCUCGAGCUGGGCGUUGAACACGCGGACGAGUGCGUGACCAACUGGAGCAUUCUGGCCAUUGUGCGGCUGUUCUACUUUCCGACAUCGCUGAGUACUAGAGAGUUCGGCAAGAUAUCCGCUGGGGCUAUCAAUGUGUUCCCUGAAUACUCCGAGUGCCGACCGGAAGUGACCGUUGAUGUUGGAUCAAAGCUCGUGCACUCAACUGACGGCGUAGACUUGUUUGCUACUGCGCCAGAUGCACUGAAGCUCUUCCCCUACAGCUUCACGAGCAGCAUGCCCGCACAGUCUCGCGUAGUAGCUGCUUCCCAGACAAAGUACGGGGCUACGACGGUGCUGGAGCCCCAGAUGCACGCAUAUUACGGAGACUGUCGAGUGCGCGAAGUGAACGCUACGGGUAUCUACAUUGAAAGCUCAUGUAAUGUGUCGGAGCACUGGGAGAGUUAUGGUCUGAUGGUGCAGGCGCCCGAGAACGUCCCGCUGUGUAGUACCGGUGGAGUUUGUAUCCGCAACUACUUCAACACGGAAUGGGAAUUGAUGACGAACAUCCUUAGUACAGAAAAGUCUACCAGCACCGCCAUUUACCAAAACACGUACCGGACUCGAUACGCUGAUUCAGUGGGGAUCAGUACGCUGCCCGGGGUUGUCGUGAUGCAAAUACUGUUCAUGGGCGUCGUCAGCCUCUACCAAGUGAUGUCACACAAGCGCUCCGUGCUGCUCACUCAGAUUUGGGCUUACCGGUGCCAGAACGGUCGGAUGCAGCCCGUCUACCUCGCGCAGAUUUCCUACCACUUCUUUUACAACUCGGAUCUGUACUUGCUAGGCUUUGCCACUGGCACUUUGACAAACGAAUCGAUUGCCAACCUGGUCUGCUGCUUCUUCGCCUUCUCGUACUCGUUCGUCAACAUGGCAAAGGCGCGUUCGGGUGACCAGAAACUAGAUCGAGAAUUUCGGCUGGUGUGGGAGGCCAUGCAGAUCGCGAUCACGGUGGCAGCGGUGGUUGCAUUGAAGUGGGUGCAAAGCACUCCGCUGGCCACUAUUAUCUCUGACAACGCUCAGAUUUUGCGUAAGUCAUCGACACUCGGCGCCAAAUACUGCGGCCUUAAUGAUUCAUGCAUCGUGUUCACAGUUAACAUGAUUGUCGUCGCGAUAUUCGCAUAA